AUGCUCAUUCACCACUCAUCUCUCCUCCUCAUUCAAACGAUAACAACUCUAAUCAUUCUACAAUGCAUUACAUUUACUCAGUGCUUGACGUUGAUCGAGCGAAAUGAGCUCGCGCGAAAGUUUAAGUACUACUUCAACUCAGUUCGACCGAUCGCUAGAGACAAUUAUGUGUCCGACGAAAACGGUACUCAUUUCACGAUCGAGACGGAGGUCCAUUUGUUGAACUCAAUCAGGACACAGAAUUCUGUAUCUUUGGAGGCUUUUGUUUUAUGCAAAUUCGUUGAUGAUCGAUUGAUUUUGAGAGAAUUGGAGGAUCGAUUUGAGGUCACUGAAUUUGAGCCUUGGCAACCGAGGAUUACAACCAGCCCGACAACCUCAUUAAAAACGAGCAUCUUCUUGUCACCGCAAACCGGCGAGCUCAAUAUUUACUAUCGAGUAAAAGAAACGAUCCCUUGUGUUGGUGACUCUUGGCGUCAUCCAUUCGAGAUUUUCAACUGUGAUUUGACGAUUGAGAAUGGUGGAGAAGAACGCCUCCGAGUUGUCGACCAUCGAGACGCUCGACCGAAGCUUCAAUUGCGACAAGUUGGCCUUGAAAUCGAAGAUUGGCCAGUUCCCCUCAUUCGAUUGUGGUUCCGUGGAACUUGGCAUACAACGCUCGUCUCCGUCUUUCUACCGUCUUUCCUCGUUUUUGCUGUGGUAGUUUUUGCGCAAUGGAAGCGACGAAAAAUCCAGGUGAUCGUCACGGUGACCGCCUUGAUUUGUAUCGUGAUUUUGCUCUCCUCUCAAAGAGCUUAUCCGUCCUUGACGUUGCGGGAUCUCUGGUUGUGUUCGACUUUUCUUCAUACGAUAUUUUUAUUGAUUGUCGAUUUGACUCUUCCCGCGCGAAGAGUUCGAUACACUUUGAUGGUCGAUGUAAAUGGGAAACCGACAAUGGCCUCACCCGAAUCGAGUCCACCAACACAAAAAGCCACAAUCGUGCACGCCGCAUCAUCUGGUGAGGAAGCAAUUGUGGAUUUAGUGGAAUAUGAUGAGAAUUUCGAUAUUGAUCGAGCGAAGCCUGUCGGAUGGCCGAUUAAAUGGCUCAAAGAUGAAGACGAUGGAUGGCCUUCUCCAUUGAUCGGUGGUCGGAGAGCAGUGAUGGCCAUUCAGAAAUUUGCCGGUCGGACUUUUGGACAGACAAAAGUCGAGAGUCAAGUGAUUCGGGGAUGCCCCGGGCAGGAAGUUCCCAUUCAUCGUCAGAUCACGGCGAACACUUUGGGGAAUCGUAAGAAAUUCGCGCUUCUCGCAAAGUCUAACUUAAUCAACGCAGCGACAGGCGGCGGCCCUGAGCCAGCGGAUCGGCCCUGUCAGACAGGCGAUUGGCCAAAGGCACAGGCUUCCUUUUUACUUAGAGUC
Messenger RNA from Mesorhabditis belari, 1395 nucleotides. Lineage: Eukaryota; Metazoa; Nematoda; Chromadorea; Rhabditida; Rhabditidae. The record is from the annotation of a GenBank genome assembly.